Messenger RNA from Prorocentrum cordatum, 384 nucleotides. The record is from the annotation of a GenBank genome assembly. NCBI's taxonomy places the organism in Eukaryota, Dinophyceae, Prorocentrales, Prorocentraceae.
AUGGCCGUUCGGAGCGGUUUUGCUCCAGCCCCGCUUUUGGAGCUUCGCGCCGAUUUCUUGGAUCGGCGCUGGACCCCCUUCCGGGCGCGCGGAGCGCCCCAGGGGGCGGCGCCAGAGGCACUGCCGAGGGGCUCCAGAAGUUGCCCUUGGGCCGCCGCCCUCCGCAGCCUCGUGGCGCGGCAGGCGCAGCGCGCGGAGCAACGGCCUGCGCCUCGGCCGCCACACCGCAGGCGGCUGCUUGCGCGCCAGGGCUGCGAAUGGCUGGAGGCUCGAGGGAGGGAGGCGUGCCCUGCGCAGUUUGCCUCCAUUGCCACCCCGUGCCCCGCGCAGAGUUUCACAGACCCGCCUCCCGCCUCGGACGCCUCGGGGCGUGCUUUUCACUGA